Phymastichus coffea is the source of this 2132-nucleotide messenger RNA. RefSeq names its product outer mitochondrial transmembrane helix translocase (gene nmd). Lineage: Eukaryota; Metazoa; Arthropoda; Insecta; Hymenoptera; Eulophidae. The coding region runs from base 265 to 1389 and encodes 374 amino acids. Gene Ontology annotation, cellular component: mitochondrial outer membrane. The record is from RefSeq and is a predicted model, not a curated record. The transcript has 6 exons. Gene Ontology annotation, molecular function: ATP hydrolysis activity; ATP binding.
CAUCGAACAAAGUGACGCGUCCGAGGCCGAGCCUUAAAUAUACAUAUAUAUCUAUCGUGGAUUCAAGUGCGUGGUGCUUUCAACGCCGAAUGCAGCAGCAGAGAACGAAAAGAAGGAGACGAGGAAGAAGAUUGUGUAUCAGCAGCAUCUCUCGAUUCACGAUGAUGUGCAGUUAAUUAGUUGUGGCAAGCACACGUUAGUAAGUGAUUGUUAAAGCAACAACCAUCAAUUGGCGUACUCGUAAAAGAGAAAACAGUCGCCAGGAUGAACGUGGCCGAUGGGCCGGGGUUUACGCGCUACGAGGUGCUCAUGCUUCUCGCAAGAUUGUCCUUCGUGACGGCGAUCGGAUUUUUCAGUAUGCGAUGGAUCAUGAAUCAACUUGAUCCUAAUAACAAGCAGAAGAGGAAGGCUAAGAAGAAGGCAGAAGAACAGUUGCGAAAACUAGCGACUACGGAUGUGGUCAGUUUGACGAGAUCCAUUGACCUCGAGCAACUGACUGAUUAUGAAAUGAUGAUUGCUAGUCAUCUCGUUGACCCCAAGGAUAUCAAAGUCUCGUGGAAUAACAUCGCCGGCUUGGAACACGUUAUUCAGGAACUCCAGGAGACCGUCAUCUUACCUAUCCAGAGGAAAGAGUUAUUUGAGGACUCGCAGUUAACUCAAGCACCUAAAGGUGUCCUUCUACAUGGACCACCAGGUUGUGGAAAGACCAUGAUUGCCAAAGCUACGGCCAAAGAAGCUAAAACUUGUUUUAUAAAUUUAGAUCUCAGUAUAUUAACUGAUAAGUGGUAUGGAGAAAGUCAAAAGCUUACUGCUGCAGUAUUUUCUUUAGCAGUCAAACUCCAACCAUGUAUUAUAUUCAUUGAUGAAAUUGACUCAUUUUUGAGAGUGCGUAACUCUCAAGAUCACGAAGCUACAGCAAUGAUGAAAGCGCAAUUUAUGUCUUUGUGGGAUGGUUUGAUCACUGAUCCAUCUUGUACCGUUAUUGUUAUGGGAGCGACUAAUAGGCCUCAUGAUUUGGACAGAGCGAUUCUCAGAAGAAUGCCGGCAACUUUCCAUGUGGGCCUACCUAAUGAAAUGCAAAGAACACAAAUUCUCAAUCUGAUAUUAGAAAAUGAGCCGAUUUCAGAUGACAUCAGUAUUUUUCAUCUGUCAAGAAUGACUGAUGGCUUCUCUGGGUCAGACUUGCAAGAACUUUGUAGAAAUGCAUCUGUGUAUCGUGUUCGAGACUAUAUCAGAAAUUCUCAUGCGACGCGUGGAAAUGAUGAUGAAGUGUUUCACGAUGCUGUGCGACCCAUAACAAUGAACGAUUUGGUGACUUCUUUAAAGAAAAUGAAAACUUCAAAAGUGCAAACAGGUAGCUUAGGUAUGGCUAAACUGGAUUUGGACUAAAGAAAUUACAAAUCGGAACUGUAAAAAAAGUGUGAUUUUAUAGUUUUUCGCCUUACCUAUAUAUGCCGAUAGUUAAAGUCGAGGAAACAUCCUUUUCUUGACUGAUAUCUUCUAUAUGCGUCUCUCGUAAAAUCAAAUGGGUUUCAUUUUUCAAUAGAAGGACUUUUAUAAGAAAUAGAUCUUUUUAAUUUUAUCUAUUGCAUUAUUUUUGAUCAAUAUGUUAAUUCACGAGUGCUUAAAUUAUGUUUAUAUCGAUCGAGAACAUAAUUUUCUAUUUUAGCUAUACAAUAGGCAUUAACUUUUAUUAUUACCUUUUCAAAUAUUUUCAUAAUAUUUAAUCAGUUGAAACGCAAAGAAAGAAACUUUGCAGUUAAAUUUAUUUGAAUAAAUAUUUUUUGUUUAUAACUCAAAGUACAUCAUUGACUUGAACGAAAAGUUUGAAUAUGAUGUGCAAUAUACUUGAUAACAGAGUAUAAUAGUGUACAAAUAAUUAUCUCCGACUUUCAUGGAGAAGAAAAAUAAAUUAGCUAUAACAUAAUCAUGUUUUUGUUUAAUAAACACUGUACAUGAGAUACAAUUGAAAAAUUAAUUUUGAACUUGUAAAUAUCUUUACGAUUGCGACAUAGUCAUAAAUGUACUGUCAAUUUGGUUUUUCCAAUCGUGUAUAUUUCUAAAUGGUUACAUCCCUGUGAGAUUUCGAACAAAGAAAACUCACUGGCAAAUAAAAUAGCGACUGAAAAUAA